AUGAACAGUAACGUUAGUGACGCUUCCGACACGGGAGGGGAGGUGGAGGACGGGACGUAUGCGCACGCGCUCGCCACACUUGUCGUUCUUUAUAUAAUAGUGUCCGUCAUUGGGAUUAUUGGUAAUGUGAGCUUAAUGGCCGCGCUGGCGUCGGGCGGUGCAUCGCGCCUUCGUACACCCCAGAUGCUGAGCGUAUGCGCAGCUGAUUUCCUCGUCUGCGCAGCGAGUGCGCCGCUGGCGGCUACACGCGCGGCUAGAAUAGAUGAGCUUCCCUGUCAUGUCACUUUUUAUAUAGAGUCAUUCCCUGUGGCAGCGAGCACGCUGUCUUUAGUGGCGAUCGCUGCUGACCGCUGCGGUGCUGUUCGCCGCGGCGGCACUUCGCUCUGUGCUCGACCGCACUUAGCCGUCGUCGCAGUUUGGAUAAUGGCGUUAUCGCUCGGUGCAGCAAUUUUCACAACAACGUGCGUCUCCUGUCCCACUCUAGCAAUAGCACACGCCCUUGUCACCUAUUGCUUCCCAGUCAUGGCAGUAGCAAAAUGCCACUGGGCAGUACGAGUAAAACUCACCGCAUUGUCACUUACUGCACGCGCGGCCCACGGUGAGCUACCACUCCCCGUACCGCUCAUGAGAAGACCAACACACGUUAUCAUUGUCGCUGGAGUGGGUCCUCGUGAACGUCGAGAUGCUGUUGACGUCGGUGACGUCAGAGCUAAGAAGAAACUUCAACCAAGUCUCCUCGGCCCUCAGCCACAGACAUCAACGCUACGUUCCCGACGCCGACUGGGCAACGUCCUCAUGGGCAUAGCCGCUAUAUUUGCUCUAUGUUGGUGUCCACACGCCGCCAUAGUGAUAUACAGCGCUCUUGGAUUCCACGUACCGCUUCUAAUAGGUCAUUUCACGCUGCUAUUAGGAUAUGCACAUUCAGCUCUCAACGCUGUCGCUUACUGGGUGUUGAAUCGUCAUGCACUGACUUCAGCAUGUGCUGCAUGGCGGCUCCCACAGCUUCGCGUGCGCGAGGAGAGGCCAUCAUCGACGAAUGAGGCGGCGCUGGGAGCAUUCCACCCUCGCCUCGCACGCCCUGCUCCCUCUCCCCGCCCACCCCCUUCAAGCUUCCUCUAUUGA
Messenger RNA from Arctia plantaginis, 1122 nucleotides. NCBI's taxonomy places the organism in Eukaryota, Metazoa, Arthropoda, Insecta, Lepidoptera, Erebidae. The record is from the annotation of a GenBank genome assembly.